CGCAAAUCGAGGCUGGAACGCAGCCACGUGACCUGACCAAAGCUAGUGGUGCAUUGAGCGGGAGAGAUUUCGCAAUAUGGCUUCCGUGUCCGGCCUCUUCCAGUGCAGCAACCCAAAAAAGUGGCGUCAGGUCUCUGAUAUGUACUGGGAGGUUGUGGCCGCGAAAGGAGCAAAGCAGAAACAGUUUGUGGAGCUGGACAAAUGGUACCAGGAGGAGCUGCCCGCACGCAUGGCUGCUCGCCCGCAGAAGUCACUGACUCAGGAGGAGCUGGUGAAGCUCAUGGAGUGGAAGUUAAUGAGAGGAAAGUUCCGACCGCGUCUGAAGCAAAUGGUGUCAUCUAACCCAGCGAGUACGGUAGAGAGCUGCAGCAGGAAAGCGUUCCAGCUCCUCCCCGAUGUAUCUGCCGCCAUUGAUGAGCUGUGCCAGCUGAAGGGCGUAGGACCUGCCACGGCCUCUGCGAUCUUGUCGGCUGGUGCCCCCGACCUGGCAGCAUUCAUGGCAGAUGAAGCAGUGGAGAGCGUGCCCGGCCUCACUCCUAUACAGUACAAUCUGAAACACUACAUGAGGUACCUGGAGGAGCUGCAGAGGAAGGCUGAGGCCCUGAGCAAAGCCUCACAGCAGGAGUGGACUCUUCACCAGGUGGAACUGUGCCUGUGGACCUGGAAAAUAGCCCAAAAACUCUGCCCCGAGCUGCUGGAUUCUCUGGAAGAUGAGGAAGAAAAACCUACCAAGAGACUGAAGACACAACCAUGAGAUGUGGGCCGGGAUGGAGAACACCCUCCAUUAUUAUGUCCGCCAAGCCUUUUUUCUUCACUUGCCCCUUUAAGACCUGUUUCUAUAAUAGGGGCCCCUGCUGCAUUAGCUGAACCUGCAGGCCCCGUCCUUUGCUGUAUACCCAUCAUAAUGGUCCUAAAUGGUGUGCAGAGGAAAGCCUAUAAUGCACUUCACCCCAUUUCCCGGCAUUGUGAGAAAUGUAGUGUGUACACGAAGCACAGUAAACUGAUAUUGGGAAUGACGUGAGCUAACAGAAAAACAGCAGAACUACGCACGCAGCUCUGGAGGUGACGUUACUAAAAAUGGCUUAUUGGCAAAGUAACUCGCAGCACCAGGUCCGUCAUGUACAGCAUGAUGAUUUUAUUCAGUCUUUUUUAAGCCAUCGUUAUUUUCCUUGUACAAAACAUUGCGACACAAUCUCCAUCAUAGAAAAUUAAAGGGGUUCGUCCCUGACUCCUUCCCAUGGGGUAUAUAUAGGAUUUUGGCACUUCAGACAUGUGUCAAGGGUUAACCGCAAAACAACCGGUUAAUAUGGCGACACAAUGCGACUCCUUAAAUACUACCUCAAUAUAUACUGCUCCAAAUAAUAUAGAUUUAUCAUUCAUGUUUUAUAAUCAUCCUGUUCUAUAUUGCUCUGAUUUUUUAUUUUUUUUAUGUAUUCACUGUUGACUCUUGAAUAAAUAAUUUUCUUAAAUACAUAUUUUUCUUAAUCUUUAUAUAUAUAUAUUAUCAUUUUUGUAGAAUUUUACUUUUGCACAUAGUCAUAGUGUUUGCUGCCAUUUAAUUUUGCCUGCACCGAUUGGGAUUUUACUAAAAAUGGCUGCCACUACAUUAGAACAGUUUUUUUCUUCAAAAUGGCUGCCAGUUGCUCUUAUUUCAUGUCAAAAUGCGUGCCACUUCCCCUUUGUUGCCUAUAGCAACCAAUCACAGCCCAGCUUUCCUUUGUGGAAAAAUGAAACUUGGGCUGUGAUUGGUUUCUAUGGGUAUCAAGGCAGUUUUUGAAAUGAGGCUCAGUGUGUGUGUGUGUGUGUGUGUGUGUGUGUGUGUGUAUAUGUGUGUUUGUUUCAACCAACCAAAGCCCAGCUUACAUUCCUAAUGUGCUGUGGAAAAAAUGAAACGCAGGCUCUGAUUGGUUGGUGUGGGCAAGAAGGAGAUUUGCCAAGAAAAAGAUGUAGUCUGUUUUAAAAUGGCCGUCUGUUAAUCUUCUGAGGUGAAAAAAGUGCUGCCUAUCACCUUCCUGUCCAUAGAAAGAUUGAAACGUAAGGAGAAGUCUGUAUUUUAGGUCUCUCUUAAAACGUUAUACAGCCUGUCUGUUUAUAAUGGUGCAGUAUGUGGAUUGACUGGAAUAUUUUUUAACAUCUUCUAGGCCGGUACGAGAUAAAAUCCUAAUGUGACAGGAUUCAGAUAGAGAAUUGUUCUAAAAGCCAAUUGACAUUCAUGUGUCUUCUAUCAAAACAUUAAGCAGUAAGUUGCCGACAGAUUAGCGCCGUAUUUCCUCUCGGCUGAGGAGAUGUCAUCAAAUUGACUAAAACUGAGGCAACUGUGAGGAGCUACAAAAUGCCAAAGGUGGGUUAUCAUCGGGCGCACGUUACUCCAGCUAAAUGGCAGAAAAAAUUACUUUGUUUUACUGUCUUUGCAUCUUUUUCUCUAGUCACAUCCAAAGCUGCUCUCAAAAUUCUUCUGGUUGGCCUUGGAAGGAAACAGACGUUUAGUCGCCCCCUGGUGUCGGACUUGUGAGCUUUAGUCGCCCCCUGGUGUCGUCUGAGCUCCCACAAUGCACUGCUUGCUGGUAAGAGGAAACCAGCUGGAUUGUGAACGCAGCUUUGUAUGUGAAUGGAUUACUCGAGAUUUUUGGGGCUGCACGGCAGCAAAGUGGUGCAACCGGAAACUUUUGUGCGACUCUUUUAAAACUUAAAAUACAUCGAAAUCACAGAAAAGUGGCGGGCUCGUCGCACGCGACUUGCAUGGGAAAGUUGCGUGUGACUGAUGACCUGCGACCAAAAAUCCAACAGUGACUCCCAUUGACCAUUAUUAGAUGCGUUGUUGCUGCGUGAAAUCCCGACCUUUAUGUGGUGCAUCACAUGCCGCUACUUAGCCCCUGCCUAAAGAAAGGCGAAAACCCGUCGUGCAUUAUCGUUACCAACCCCACAAAGCCAUUCAUUAUCUUCCAUGUCGCUGUUAAAAAUUGCGCUCCUGGGCCCAACCAUAGUAAGUGGUUCAUAAUUAUAAAAAAUUUAAGGCAUUUCAAAUAAAAAAAAAAAAUCCAAAUAAAUAGAACACUUCUCCUUUAAAGGCUACGGACACAUUCUGGUCAAAUUUUUAGGAUUGCAUUGUACUUAUUUUUGGGGGAAAAUAGCUAUAUUCGGUAGGUCUAUAUUACAAAUGUUCAGCUGUUGUGAAAUUGGUCUGUUUGCCAGCUGUCAGAUUCUAUUUUCUUUGAAUCCUGUCAUCUGAUGGCUCAUGUGUAGCUGUUAUUUCUGAGCUCCUUACCGCAUAAACAAUUUAAGCCAUAGUCAUAUCGGUUUGUAAACUAAAGCUCAAUUUUUGUCAAAGUCAGGAGCUCAGAGAUAAGAGCUACACUUGAGCUGUCAGAUAACGGGAUUAAAAAAAACUAUUUGUAAACAGACUGAUUUUUAUCCCCCGUAUCUCAGAAUCGGCUGAUCAUUUUAGUAAAUACCAAUUAAAAAAAAUAAUAAGUAAAUAUGCAAACCUUAAAGAAAUUGCCCCGAGGGUGUCUGUUCUGUUUUUGUUUCAGAUAUUGUAGCCCCCACUUUUGUCACCCCUUUUCCAUCUUCCUGAACAGCAUGCAGCGAUACGAGAGGAUUAUUAAAAAUCAUUUUAGGGGUAAAUUCUCUUUAA
Messenger RNA from Bufo gargarizans (Asiatic toad), 3634 nucleotides. RefSeq lists its product as uncharacterized. The record is from RefSeq and is a predicted model, not a curated record. The transcript has 6 exons. Gene Ontology annotation, molecular function: catalytic activity; DNA binding. Bases 77 to 754 code for a protein of 225 amino acids. Gene Ontology annotation, biological process: DNA repair. Lineage: Eukaryota; Metazoa; Chordata; Amphibia; Anura; Bufonidae.